Mus pahari (shrew mouse) is the source of this 5128-nucleotide messenger RNA. It is a transcript of the gene Vangl1, whose product is annotated as VANGL planar cell polarity protein 1. The transcript has 8 exons. Lineage: Eukaryota; Metazoa; Chordata; Mammalia; Rodentia; Muridae. Gene Ontology annotation, biological process: multicellular organism development. The record is from RefSeq and is a predicted model, not a curated record. Bases 234 to 1814 code for a protein of 526 amino acids. Gene Ontology annotation, cellular component: plasma membrane.
AGCAGCAGAGAGCAGCGGCCGCGGCGGGGCUGUGCCUCCACUGCAGCCCAGCGCAGGCCGCGGAGCCGGGGCGCUGCAGCCGAGAGCGCGGGCGUGGAGUGCGGCGGGCCGGCGCCGGGAGUCCUCUUGAAGAGUCCUGUCUCUGAGUCCUCCAAGGCCUUUAGAGCUAGUGGGUGAGACAGCACGCGGGAGGACAGCCCCUGCUUCUUCAUCAGAGGAAGCCCGCCUUUGCUAUGGAUACCGAAUCCACGUAUUCUGGAUAUUCCUACUACUCAAGCCAUUCAAAAAAAUCUCACAGGCAAGGGGAAAGAACAAGAGAAAGACACAAAUCACCAAGGAAUAAAGAUGGCAGAGGGUCAGAAAAGUCUGUCACCAUCCAGGCUCCUGCUGGAGAGCCCCUGCUGGCAAACGACUCUGCCCGCACAGGCACAGAGGAAGUUCAGGAUGACAACUGGGGAGAGACCACCACUGCCAUCACAGGAACCUCAGAGCACAGUAUAUCCCAAGAGGACAUUGCCAGGAUUAGCAAGGACAUGGAGGACAGUGUGGGGCUGGAUUGCAAGCGUUAUCUGGGCCUCACCGUUGCCUCGUUCCUUGGACUACUCGUCUUCCUCACCCCCAUUGCCUUCAUCCUGCUACCCCAAAUCCUGUGGAGGGAGGAGCUGAAACCCUGUGGCGCCAUUUGUGAGGGACUUCUCAUUUCCGUAUCGUUCAAACUGCUUAUCCUGCUCAUCGGAACCUGGGCACUAUUCUUCCGCAAGCAAAGAGCAGAUGUGCCGCGGGUGUUUGUGUUCCGAGCGCUGUUACUGGUCCUUAUCUUUCUUUUUGUGGUUUCUUAUUGGCUUUUUUAUGGGGUCCGCAUUUUGGAUUCUCGGGACCAAAAUUACAAAGACAUCGUGCAAUAUGCAGUCUCUCUUGUGGACGCACUACUUUUCAUCCACUACCUUGCCAUCGUCCUGCUGGAGCUGAGGCAGCUGCAACCCAUGUUCACGCUGCAGGUGGUCCGUUCCACUGAUGGAGAGUCCCGCUUCUACAGCUUGGGACACUUGAGCAUCCAGCGAGCAGCCUUGGUGGUUCUGGAAAAUUACUACAAGGACUUCACCAUCUAUAACCCGAACCUCCUAACAGCAUCCAAAUUCCGAGCAGCCAAGCACAUGGCUGGCCUGAAAGUCUACAAUGUAGAUGGGCCCAGUAACAACGCCACUGGUCAGUCCCGAGCCAUGAUUGCGGCAGCAGCUCGGCGCAGAGACUCCAGCCACAACGAGUUGUAUUAUGAAGAGGCGGAACACGAACGCAGGGUGAAGAAGCGGAGAGCGAGACUGGUGGUGGCUGUGGAGGAAGCCUUCAUCCAUAUCCAGCGUCUCCAGGCUGAGGAGCAGCAGAAGUCUCCCGGGGAGGUGAUGGACCCCAGAGAGGCAGCCCAGGCCAUCUUCCCCUCCAUGGCCAGGGCACUGCAGAAGUACCUGCGCACCACAAGGCAGCAGCACUACCACAGCAUGGAGAGCAUCCUGCAGCACCUGGCCUUCUGCAUCACCAACAGCAUGACCCCCAAGGCUUUCCUUGAACGAUACCUCAGUGCGGGCCCCACCUUGCAGUAUGACAAGGAUCGAUGGCUCUCGACACAGUGGAGACUUAUUAGUGACGAGGCUGUGACAAACGGGUUACGGGAUGGAAUUGUUUUCGUCCUUAAAUGCUUGGACUUCAGCCUCGUGGUCAAUGUGAAGAAAAUCCCAUUCAUUGUACUCUCAGAAGAGUUCAUAGACCCUAAAUCUCACAAGUUCGUUCUUCGCUUACAGUCUGAGACAUCAGUCUAAAAUCUCUAUACUUGUGGCUUUAUGAAAAACAAAAGAAGAAUAUAUAAAUAGAUAUAUAUAUAUGUGUGUGUGUGUGUGUCCAGGGGGAAGUUCUUUUAUAAAGAUUUAAAAAAAAAAAUCUUCAAUGCUGACUCAAACUGGCAGAGGAUAGACCAGUAUCCUUCGACCAUCUGCACUUUAUUUGGAAGGAAGCAGAUGUCCACCCCAACAAGUGACUGCUGGCAUCUGACUUUAAUAGAUUGGACUUCUGAAGAAGCUGUUCCCUGGAGUUUCUGUGACAGCUGUAAACCAAAGUGUAGCUGCUGUGUGUCCUCGGGAGCCUCGCCUUACAACUGGUCCCUAACUGUGGCUCAGUACCACACCCACCUGGACUUCUGGUCGACCUCCUCAUAGUUUCUAGGGACCUCACUUUAUUCUGCUUCAGGAAAUCAGACACUACACACCGACAUGCGUGUUUGUACAUGUAAUUAUCCAUAUCACCACACCACCCUGGGGAGUGGUGGGCAGUACAGGAAAUGUCCAACCUCCUGAGUUUUUAUCCUUUGUUGCCUUACAUUGUGAAGAGAAAGAAACUGAUAGAAAAUGCGCACUGCUGGUUUGCAGCUGUUAAGUGACUGGCUUUCCAUUUUCCCCCCUGAGAGAGAACCUACCUGCCCUGUUUCUGGCCCUGCUCCUCUGUUGGCCUGAGGCAGGUAGUAGCCCUUCCCUAGCCCUGGGAUUGCCUACCUGGGCUUCACUCUAACGCCCACUCUCCUUAGCAUCUGGACCACAGCCAUACAUGGUGGGCUGCCUGGCCAGACUAGCUUGGCCCUCCUGAGAUGUCAGGGUCUUGGCUUUCCAAGUAUACCCACCACAGCUCUUUGCACAGCCUCUCCCAGUCUUUCUCCCGAGAAGUAGGGUAUGACCCUGGGGAUCCAUUCAGCUGCAGCACCUCCUUUAGGCUGCAGCAGAAGCCCAUCCACCCAGUCCUCCUCAGCCCUGCUUCACACAAAACAGGAGAGACCAACACUGUGACUCCCAGUUGGCAGGUACCCCGUGUAGCCAUCCAGUUUCCCAGGGAGACAAGUAUUCACAAAGCUCAUGUGCCAAGCUGCCCUGCCACAGGAAACCAAACAGUGCCCACCACGCUGGCAACUACAGCUGUCCCAUCCCUGAGGUUUGUGACCACCACCACUGUGCAACUUACUGCAAGGAAAAGGGUCUCUGGGAAAGAGAGAUUAGGGCGUUGGUGGUACAGUUCCGAAGGCCCCUUCUGUCAGCAUGUUGUAGCUGUUUUCAGAGGACAAUGCCCUUGAUGUUCCAUUUGUAGAUGCAGCUGCCUCCUGGCAGAGCCCUGUGCAGGGGAGUGCCCAAGGAGCCAUUUCCUGACACCUUGCAGUGGGCUGUCCUGCUCUCUGCUUGCCUACAUCCGAAGCAAUGCUCCACCAAGUACUCUUUCCUUUCCCAGCUUCAGGGAUCUCGUUUCAGGAAAGGAGAAGCCGUCAUCAUCUCCGUGCCCGUAUAUGUGUACCCUUCCUGUCUAUGCAUUCCAUGAACCAAGCGAUUUUGUCUGUCAUUAAAAAAAAAAAAUCCAAAUUGGCAUGGAAUAUUUAUGAUACACCUGUGCUUAGAAAAGCCAAUGUUAUUCUUUGUUCAGUAACUUUUAGCUCAGAAAGAUGUGCUGGAGGAGGAAGAGAAACCUGUAGGCAAGGCACAGAGCCAGGAUGCCCCAUGAUAACGGUGUGGCUUUGUUACACACACACACACACACACACACACACACACACACACACACUGUAUAACCGGGUGCUUUGGUCUUAGUUUGAAACCUUUAGGUCCCUUCUACUGGAAGUUCCUCAGGAUGUCUUUCUCAGGAAAUAUUUUAGGAGACAAGGUAAGGGGUGGGCAGUCUGUGAGAGACCGGCUUUGUGUGGAGGGUAAUGACACAGCAUAGCUGCUCUGCCACGAACACCAUUCAGUUAAGUGCCAUAAAUGUAGAUAAUGUAGAGUUAAAGGUAACACUACUCAUCGGCAUCUUACAAUACUAUGCUUCCAGCUCCGGCCUAAAUCAUGGGUCUUAAAGGGGUUAAUAAGUUGGAGCCCUGUGUUGGUAUGUGCAUUCCCAGCAGGGCAAAGAAAGGUUUAAAUUAAGGAAUUAAUUUAUUUUCCCUCCUGGCCCCUCUCCAUCUUCUUUGCAUAGAACUUCAGACUUCCUGAAACUAUUGUUUUGGUUGUAAAUUGAAUAUCGAUUUUUUUUUUCAAAACACUUAAGUUUGCAUCGAUUCCUGAAAGAAAAACAAAAAUCACAAGCAGGAUCCUUUAAAGUCUUUGUGCUCCCAGUGUUUUACCAGGCUGAGUUGAAGUGGGAAUGGUGUGGAGGAGAGUUUGCAAAAGAAAUGUGAAGUUGUAGAAAGCUGCAUCACACAACUGAAGACAAUAAAUUUUUAUUUCAUUUCUUGAACCCUCAUAGCCUACUCUUUGUAAAGGAUGUAAAUUGCUUCCCAAGGCUAGUAGGAUGCAUGAUCCUAUUAGAGGACACGGAAUUCCAUUACCUUAAAUGUUUAUAGAUUUUUUUUCCCCCUAUAACACCCAACCUAAGUUAUUAAAAUUCUAACAUUAACUGUGAAAGAACUCAAUGAAGAGUGUAGGUCUGAGAUUGCCGUCUUCCCCCUGGUGAUUUUCAUUAUCUACAAAAGUAGACAACUUGUUCAGAAGUGUGUGCUUAAAAAAAAAAAGCAGUCUUUAAUAGUCCUCGAAUUGAAUGCUCAGGAAGUCUGCACCAUGGGAGUUAGAGUGGAUUUUAAUGUUAUAAGGCUCACAUAUCCUUAGGUUAUCCAUGGAGUCAAAAUUCUUUUGGCUAAAGUCCAUAAAGUAAAUGCUUACCCAUCAUUUAUCACCUCCGUUCCUUCCUCUAACUCCCCCUUUUGAGAUCUGCAAGAAGACAGGUUCUUGAUAGUGGAGAGUAUGAAGUCAGUGGCCUGGGUGUGUUUGCCUCAUCACGAUUCAUUGUUAGGAGUGUGAGGCUUUCUAAUGAAUGAGGAGACUGGCCGUGCAGGUAAGUCCUAGAAAGGCCCAGGGUGCUCACUCUUGCCAUCUCUUGAGUCAGAGGUGGUAGUGAGCAGUUCCAGUUCUACGUCAUCUCCUGGAGUGCAUGGAUUCAAUGUAAUAGCUUGCUUCAGUCAGAGACACUAUUGCUAUGAUGAAACACCAUGACCAAAGCAACUUGGGAGGGGAGGGUCUAUUUGGCUUAUGCUUCCACAUCAUAGUUCAUCAUCAAGAAAGUCAAGAUAAGAUCUCAAACAGGGCAGGAACCUGGAGGCAAGAGCUGGAGGCAG